This is a messenger RNA of Cucumis sativus (cucumber), 575 nucleotides long. RefSeq lists its product as hypothetical. NCBI's taxonomy places the organism in Eukaryota, Viridiplantae, Streptophyta, Magnoliopsida, Cucurbitales, Cucurbitaceae. The record is from RefSeq and is a predicted model, not a curated record. The transcript is spliced from 2 exons. Bases 113 to 328 code for a protein of 71 amino acids.
GAAAAUUCUUCGACCGGUGAGCCACAAGGCUAAGUGAAGGAACAAGCGAGGGUAAACUUCAAAGAGAGAGAGUUUGAAGGAAGAGAAGCAGAGAAAAUCGAGCCGAGCGACAAUGGGCGGAGGAAUGGAAGCUCACAAGAACAAAUUUAUUGAGGAUUGGAGUACUGCCAGAGAAAAUCUUGAGCUUAAUUUUCGCUGGACUCGCCGGAAUUUGGCGAUUGUGGGUAUCUUCGGAAUCGCCGUUCCCUAUCUUGUUUACAAGGGCAUCGUCAGAGAAUUCCAUAUGCAAGAUGAGGAUGCAGGCAGACCAUACCGGAAGUUCUUUUGAGCACCUCAUCAGGGCACCGCAAUCAGUUUUUUUUUUUUUUUUUUAAGUAAUAAAACCUUUCUCAUCUAUGUGAACACUCAACCCUUCCAAUUUGGAUUAUGGGACAAUAUUGCAUCUUUGAAGUUUUAGAAGUGAAGCUGUGCAAGUUUACACUUUAUUUUAUGACAUUUUGUGAAUGUUGAGUAUUUUCAGUUUGAAGUUCUGCCUUUCAAAUUUAUCAAUACAGACCAUUGUUGGUUUUGUUUUU